AUGUCGCUCUUGCUCGCGGAGCUCACCGCGCUGUCGUCGGAGUCGAAGCGCAAGAGUCCCGAGGUGAAGACAGCGUCAGACCAGGCGCUGGCGCAGCUCCGGGCGGAUCAAGAUGCCGUCCUUCGGGCAUCGUCCAGGUCGCCGGACGAGGACCUGCUCCUCAAGCCCAUCUUGCUCGCUUGCAGCUCCAAGACGACGCCGCCAAAGGUCGUCAGCAUCGCAGUGGGCCUGCUGCAGCGCAUCAUCGGCCUGCGGGCGGUGCCAGAGCGGGAGAGUCACCUCUCGACGAUUAUUGACCUGCUCACCAAUGUCAUUGCGUCGAGGUCCGAUGUCGAUAUCCAUCUCAAGGUCCUCCAGGUCGUUUCUUCGCUCCUCUCCACUUACUCGACAAUCCAUAAUGAGCUACUGUCCCGGACGCUCCAUCUCUGCUUUCGCCUUCAGGACAGUCGGAUUGGCGUCGUCAGCUCCACGGCCGCGGCCACGCUUCGCCAGUCGGUCAUGACCGUCUUUGACAAGGUCAAGGCUGAGGACGCCAUCCUCGACGGGAUCAAGGCAGGAGGAGAGGAUGCUGCCGCUGCUGCACCCCUGGCUGCCAUGACUGUUCAGGUUCCUGACAAGGGGUCCGUGACGCUCUUUCCCUGCUCGCGAGACGCUUACUUGACAAUCAGCGACCUCAACAAGCUGGCCAAUGGGAACGAAGCCCCCUUUCUCGCCCUGGCUUCCCUGCCAAGGACCUUUGUCCUGGAGCUCGUCGAGUCGAUCCUCACCAACCACGCGCACCUGUUCCGCGCCGACUCGCAUCCAGAGCUGCUGCUAUGCUUGCGCGAGUCCACCUGUCCCCUCCUGAUUCGUGCACUGAGCGAGGAGGCCGUGUUUCCAACCACGCUGCGACUCAUGCGCCUCCUCUUUGUCCUCCUCCGUCAGUUCAGCCGCGAGCUAGUUGUCGAAGUCGAGAUCCUCAUCAGCAUCCUUCUACGAUUCAUCUCGCCGCCCAGCAAGAUCGAGCGCCCUUCGCCACAGAGGCGGAUUUCAAGCGCGUUCAUGUCCUCAUCGGCUCACGAUGCCGUCCCCCACUGGCAGAGGGUCCUCGCAAUGGAGGCAGUGAGGAGCCUGUGCUCGGACGGAGAACUGCUGCGCAAUCUCUGGAAGUGGUUCGACGGCAAACCAAAUUCGGCAAAGGUCUUUACCAAUCUCGUGGAUGCCAUACAUCUCCUUGCCAUCGAAGAUCCCAAUGCAAUCGGAAAGGCAGAUGCCUCGGAUCAAAUGGGUGGGAACCAAUCGACAACCAGCCGACCAAGCACCGAUCGAGCCAGGUCUGGCCUGUACGGCGCCGCUGCGGGCGUGGCGACCGCCAUGCUUACGUCCGGUGCCUCCUUCACCCCUGCCGAGGGCGGGGCUGGACUGAGCCAGACGAGCGUGCCCGGUGUCCAGCUCAUCGAUCAGCUCGACAAGUCUGAGGCACCCCACUCGCCACCCACCUACCUCUACCUCCUCGCCCUUCAGUCGCUGGUUCACCUUGCCCAGUCGAUUGCCAGCUACGUUCUGCCAUCUUUCUCGCGCUUUGCAAAUGCUCGCCCCAAGUCGGCACCUCGAGCGCCGCCAUCCUUGGACUUUGACGCUCUCCAGGGGUCGGAACGCGCAGAGAUGGAGGCGGUCAAAGACAUGGUCCUUCAGGCAUGGGCGCCGCUCAUGACAAGCCUGACAUUCUUCCUCUCGGCCAAAUGCGACGAGGUCCUCUUCUCAGAGGCGCUCGUCGCCCUGCGCAACUUCACAAAUGCCACCGGCGUCCUGGGCCUCGAGUCGCCUCGAGACGCUCUCAUUGCCUCGUUGGCUCGCUUCGCCGUUCCCCGGCAGGUCAUGUCCAAGCUCGUUACGUCGUCGUCGUCGUCAUCAGCAGCUGGCCAGACUGCCGAAGCAGGAGAGGAUGACAAGGACAGCACGACUCUGAGUGAAAGAAAUGCGGCAUGCCUCAAGGCCGUCACCCAGAUUGCCUACUAUCUCUCCGGCAGCUUGGGGACGCAUUGGAGAGACGUCCUCGAGACAUUGUGCGAUGCGGAAUUCGUCCUCCGCAGAGGCGGCCGCAGACGAAGAGGCUCAAAGGACGACAGUGAAGCGACGAAUGCGUCAUCGUACGAGCCAAAGGCCUCCAUGUCCUCCAUCUCGGCCCUUUCCACCAUUCCCCCCGGCUUUUCCUCGGCCGCCUCGAGGGACCCUGUCAGCAAACGACCGAUGGCCAUGACCCAGAUUGACACCGAUACCCUCCUGGCCGACGUCGCAAGGGUGUUUGAGAAUACCCAAGCGUUAGGGCCCCAAGCCUUUCUUUCCUUUGUCGAGGCCCUCUGCGCGCUCGACGCCGACUCCACGGGUGUGGCUGCCGCUGCUGCUGCCGAAACGGCAGGCAAGACAAGACAUCAAAGUGGGGAGCUCACUCUCCGUGCGGCCAACAGAAGCUUUCCCCUGUCGUCGCUCAGCCUUGUGUCCAUGCUCAACGUCGAGAGGCUCACCUUUUCGGCGUCUGGCAUGGGCUGGGACCUUCUCUGCGCACAUCUGCAUGCGGUCUUAGCCCAGAGCCAGCUUCGACCCCCUCUCCGAACGCAGGCUGCCGAGGCUCUCGACUCAUUCUUGUUCGCUGCCAUCAGCGCCAAGAGCAGCAACGAGUCGGUCGACGACAGGAAGCGAGUACAAUCGCAAACGCUUCUUGCGCUCAGCAAGCAGGCCACUCUUGAGGAGCGCAGAGCUGUGACUGCCGAUGUUGAUGUGCGGCGGAUGGGGCUCGAGACGCUGCUCCGGAUUCUGGAGGCCCAUGGCCAUGCUCUGCUUCUCGGCUGGGAAACCAUCUUCUCCAUGUGUGCGGCAUCCUGCGCGGCACCCGCCGAGCCAUCGUCAAGCGCAAAUGUGCGAAGCUCAGUACCCCUCGUCAAGGUCGGCUUCACCUGUCUGCAAAUUGUAUGCUCCGACCUGCUGGCUUCUCUCACUUUACCGCAGCUGCAGCAAUGCGUCUCCACAUUGACCAAGUACGGCGCUCAGACGGACGACGUCAAUGUGGCCCUGACGGCCAACGGCACGCUGUGGGGCAUUACGGCCGAGAUUUCCAAUCGUCCAUCGACGGGCUCGGAUCAGGAUGAUCUCUGGGUCUUUGUCCUGCGAUCGGUGCUCCAGCUCACGGCUGACGAGAGGGCAGAGGUGCGACAGGGCGCCAUCUCGCUCCUCUACAACAUUCUUGAGCAGUACGGUGCCGGGCUUGAUUCGUCGGUCUGGUCGGGGCCCAUAAUGCAGGACAUUCUCUUUCCCUUGCUCGAGGCGCUUCGCACACGGCUCAACGAGCUGCGCAGCUCGGGUGCCAAAGAAGAUGAGCGUGCCGACCGGAUGGCCGCGACGAUGGGUCAGCCAGGAAGCGCUGUGAAGCAAUGGGACGAGAGCAGAGUGUUGGCCCUCGCAAACUCCGGAAAGGUCAUUUCGCAAUUCUUCAUCGAAAAGCUCGUCGACGCAGAAAAGGUGGAAGAAACAAAGGCAACAUGUAAGCGGCUGCUGGACGAGCUCAGCCUGGGUUUCCUCGGAGGCCCUAAUGCCAUUUCGCAGGCUUCCAUCAAGGCGCUUGAAGCCAUCGUGUCGGUCGAGAUGCCUCCUGAGGGUGCUGCAGAGCAUACAGUCGUCGUCGAGUUUUGCAAGAUGGCCUGGGAGACGUGGUGCAACCUUGCUAUGCAGCUCGGCCAGUGCGAGGUGCCACUAAGUCAGACCAACCUGGUUGCGUAUGUUCAAACAGUGUCACCUAUCUACAAGAAGCUACAAGGGCACAAGGUGACGCUCGAGGAACACAACCGGCUGCUCGACUCCCUUAAGAUCUGCAUCGCCUACACCGCGAGCACUGACAACUUGCCGGACGUGGACAAUCUGUCGCCCCUGCAAUCGGCCGUCAGAUCCACGAUCUUCUCCCUUCAUCUCGUUCCUGGCCUUCGAUCCAAGAUCAUCAACGACCUUGCAGAGUACUCGACAUUGGCCUUCACGCCCUCACCCCGAAAGACGCCAUCCUACGUCGCACUCAACAAGGUGGCGAACAACGACCUCGUCGACUGCUUCUCCAGAUGGAGCCGAGAGAGAGAGGUCUUUGUCAACGGAGCAGUUUCCAAGAUCUUUUCGAGCCUGCUUGUGCCCGUCAAGCUUCGCUACGACUGUCCGAGCAGUGCAAGCGCAACCAAGAUGAAUUCGGCGAGAAAGAUGAACGGGUCAGCACUGAUGGAAGACGGCGGCCCGGGAAGCGAUUCGACCAUCGCUCCGCUUUGGCAGACUGCAACGGUCGCUUUCUGCAGAGUGGCCAGCCUCGCAUGUCAACGGAUGGACGAUGAUUUGCCAGAAGAGACGAUUGCAGACGUCUGGACGCAUCUGGGUGCCAUCCUCGAGGCCAGCUUGACAGUCGACUUUUCCUCGGACAAGGAAGACCUGGCGGAUGAGCUGUUCGACGUCGUCGUCUUCUCGACGCUGGAGCAGGCCGUGCUGCCUCGUUUUGGCGACAGAAGAGUGCCGACAAGCGUCAUCGACGGCAUUGCUCGGGCAUUGGAAAGGGCCUCGAGACUGACUUUGAAUGGGGUCGAGGAGACUGUCGAGGAGCCGUCUCACGACCGCCAAAGGGAGCUCUUCUCUUACUGGGCCUUUGAGACGCUCCUGCUCGGCUGUCAUGACGACGGGCAAGAAGCCGCUGGUAGCAAAGCGAGAAUGGAAAAGAAGCGGAUCGCGCUCGUCUUUUUGCCGCACCUGCGCAAGCGCAUCGACGGCGUCUUGCGUUCAUACCUCGAGGUCGCACCGCUCAUGGGCAAGGAGCCGAUGCAGCGAGUGAGGGAGGAGGAGCUCAACUUUGUCCUGAGCUCCCUAGUCGAUCUGCGGCUGUUCAGACGGUCUUUGGCGCUUGCGAAGCUCUCCAACGAGGAUCAUGGCGAGGUGCGGAAGUGGCUGGACGAAGAGCACGACGAGGGUACGACGAGCGCGGCAAAGGAUUCGGAUCGCGCGAUGGUCAUUGGGACGUACGGUCACCUGUGCGACAUGCUCAUGCUGCCCAGAGGCAGUGAUGGGGGAGCUCUCAAACGGUCGACUGCCGGCUCGAGCCGGCUGGGCGACGUUGGCAGGUUGCAAAAGGCCCUAGCCAGGUAUUCGAAGCUUAUCGCGCUCGAGGGCGGUGAGGGGCCCAUGAAGCUGGGAAAAGUGGGAAGCGGAAACGUUCUGGGAAGCCCAAGGCUAGAGAGAAAAGGGCUGCAGGAGCCGACAAAGCUAGUGCGAACGUUGCUGGACGUAGCAGGCUCUUACCUGGUGUAG
Acaromyces ingoldii is the source of this 5304-nucleotide messenger RNA. RefSeq lists its product as hypothetical. NCBI's taxonomy places the organism in Eukaryota, Fungi, Basidiomycota, Exobasidiomycetes, Exobasidiales, Cryptobasidiaceae. The transcript has 2 exons. Bases 1 to 5304 code for a protein of 1767 amino acids. The record is from RefSeq and is a predicted model, not a curated record.